GGUUGGUGGCCUGGAGGAGGAUUUGAUUGGAAAACCAACGGUGCAGCUGGCCGCGGUGUCCCUGAGGUUGAGGGGACUGGGAAUAGGCUGGCGGGAGGACGGGACGGGCUGAGACCGGACGGGACCCCCGGUCUGCAGCAGCAAUUGACAGCAGCAGGGACAAUGAUAAGGAGAUUGGCCUGAAGGAGGGACCGUCCCUUCCGCGCGGGACAUAUUUGUGGAUGAAACAGACACAGUCCCCGCUGUAUGAGGCUUAUAAGCUAGUUCAAAGAAGUCAAUAAAUGGACGAGGGGAUUUCCAAUGUUGAUGAACUCCAGAAGGAAAGAAAACAGAGUGCUGUGGAAUGUGAUGUUAAUUCUGGGGCGUUGAUGUUUUACAAUGCCUGAUCAAGACAAAAAGGUGAAGACCACAGAAAAAUCAACUGAUAAAAAACAGCAAGAAAUCACCAUCAGGGACUAUUCAGAUCUUAAAAGACUUCGGUGCCUUUUGAACGUCCAAUCAAGCAAACAACAGCUUCCAGCCAUUAACUUCGAUAGUGCCCAAAAUAGCAUGACGAAGUCUGAGCCCGCCAUCAGGGCGGGUGGACACAGAGCUCGGGGUCAGUGGCAUGAAUCCACAGAAGCUGUUGAACUUGAAAAUUUUAGUAUAAACUACAAGAAUGAGAGAAAUUUCAGCAAACAUCCUCAGCAUAAACUAUUUCAGGCGAUCUUUACCGCCUUGGUGAAAAAUAGACUCAUAUGCAGAGAGUGGGUUAAUCGAGCCCCAUCUAUUCAUUUUCUGAGAGUGUUAAUCUGUCUGAGGCUACUAAUGAGGGAUCCAUAUUAUCAGGAAAUACUCCAUAGCUUGGGUGGGAUUGAAAACCUAGCUCAGUAUAUGGAGAUUGUAGCCAAUGAGUACCUCGGCUAUGGAGAAGAGCAGCACACUGUGGACAAGCUGGUCAACAUGACAUAUAUUUUUCAAAAACUUGCUGCAGUCAAAGAUCAAAGAGAAUGGGUCACCACAAGUGGAGCCCACAAGACAUUAGUAAAUUUACUUGGUGCCCGAGAUACUAAUGUUCUAUUGGGUUCCCUUCUGGCUCUGGCUAGUUUAGCAGAAAGUCAAGAAUGUAGGGAGAAGAUAAGUGAACUCAACAUUGUAGAAAAUCUGUUGAUGAUUUUACAUGAAUAUGACUUGCUUUCUAAAAGACUAACAGCAGAGUUGUUGCGCCUACUUUGUGCAGAGCCCCAGGUGAAAGAGCAGGUGAAGCUCUACGAGGGGAUACCUGUCCUCCUCAGUCUGCUCCACUCUGACCACUUGAAGCUCCUCUGGAGCGUUGUCUGGAUUCUGGUACAGGUUUGUGAGGACCCCGAGACCAGCGUGGAAAUUCGCAUUUGGGGAGGCAUCACGCAGCUUCUUCAUAUUUUACGAGGAGACAGAAAUUUUGUUUCUGAUCGCUCCUCCAUCGGAAGCCUGUCCAGUGCAAAUGCUGCAGGCCGAAUCCAGCAGCUUCAUUUAUCAGAAGACUUGAGCCCUAGGGAAAUACAAGAAAAUACUUUCUCACUUCAAGCAGCCUGCUGUGCUGCCCUCACUGAGCUGGUGCUCAACGACACCAAUGCCCACCAGGUGGUUCAGGAAAAUGGUGUAUAUACAAUAGCAAAAUUAAUUUUACCAAAUAAGCAAAAGAAUGCAGCAAAAACUAAUCUAUUACAGUGUUAUGCUUUCAGAGCCUUGAGAUUUCUCUUCAGUAUGGAAAGAAACAGACCACUCUUUAAAAGACUUUUCCCCACAGAUUUGUUUGAGAUCUUCAUUGACAUAGGGCAUUAUGUACGUGAUAUCAGUGCUUAUGAAGAAUUGGUAUCCAAGCUGAAUUUAUUAGUGGAGGAUGAACUGAAGCAAAUUGCUGAAAAUAUUGAAAGCAUUAAUCAGAACAAAGCUCCUUCGAAAUAUAUAGGCAACUAUGCGAUUUUGGAUCAUCUUGGAAGUGGAGCUUUUGGCUGUGUUUACAAGGUUAGAAAGCGUAGUGGUCAAAAUCUUUUAGCAAUGAAAGAGGUCAAUUUACAUAACCCAGCAUUUGGAAAGGAUAAGAAAGAUCGAGACAGCAGCGUAAGGAAUAUUGUUUCUGAAUUAACAAUAAUUAAAGAGCAGCUUUAUCAUCCCAACAUUGUACGUUAUUACAAAACAUUUCUGGAAAAUGAUAGGUUGUACAUAGUUAUGGAGCUUAUAGAAGGAGCCCCGCUUGGAGAGCAUUUCAGUUCUUUGAAGGAAAAACAUCACCAUUUUACUGAAGAAAGACUAUGGAAAAUAUUUAUACAGCUAUGCUUAGCUCUUCGAUACUUACACAAGGAGAAGAGGAUUGUCCAUAGAGAUCUUACACCAAACAACAUUAUGUUGGGGGAUAAGGACAAAGUAACAGUUACUGACUUUGGCCUGGCAAAGCAAAAACAAGAAAACAGUAAACUCACGUCUGUGGUUGGAACAAUCCUGUAUUCUUGCCCCGAGGUACUGAAGAGUGAGCCGUAUGGGGAGAAGGCUGAUGUCUGGGCAGUAGGCUGCAUCCUUUAUCAGAUGGCGACUUUGAAUCCCCCCUUCUACAGCACUAACAUGCUGUCCUUGGCUACAAAAAUAGUGGAGGCGGUAUAUGAACCAGUGCCAGAAGGUAUCUACUCUGAAAAAGUAACAGACACCAUCAGCAGGUGCCUCACUCCUGAUGCGGAAGCUCGUCCAGAUAUUGUAGAAGUCAGUUCGAUGAUAUCAGAUGUCAUGAUGAAAUAUUUAGACAACUUAUCUAAAUCCCAGUUGUCCUUGGAGAAGAAGCUAGAACGGGAACGAAGACGCACACAAAGGUAUUUUAUGGAAGCCAACCAGAACACCAUCACAUGUCACCAUGAGCUGACUCUUCUAUCUCAUGAGACCUUUGAGAAGGCAAGUUUGAGUAGCAGCAGCAGUGGAGCAGCCAGCCUGAAAAGUGAACUUUCAGAAAGCGCAGACCUGCCCCCUGAAGGCUUCCAGGCCUCCUAUGGUAAAGACGAAGACAGGGCCUGUGACGAAAUCCUGUCAGAUGAUAACUUCAACCUGGAAAAUACUGAGAAAGAUACAUAUUCAGAGGUAGAUGAUGAAUUGGACAUUUCGGAUAACUCCAGCAGCUCCAGUUCAAGCCCUCUGAAAGAAUCUACAUUCAACAUUUUAAAGAGAAGUUUUAGUGCUUCAGGAGGAGAAAGACAAUCCCAAACAAGGGACUUCACUGGAGGAACAGGAUCAAGACCAAGACCAGCUUUGCUGCCUCUUGACCUGCUUCUGAAAGUGCCACCCCUCAUGCUCAGGGCCCACAUUAAGGAACUAGAGGCCGAGUUAGUGACAGGGUGGCAGUCCCAUAGCCUUCCUGCUGUGAUUCUUCGAAAUCUCAAAGAUCAUGCAUCGGCAGGAAUUGCUGUGUCCCAGAGGAAAGUGCGUCAGAUCAGCGAUCCUAUUCAGCAGAUAUUAAUUCAGCUGCACAAAAUAAUCUAUAUCACACAGCUUCCUCCAGCUUUGCACCAUAAUUUGAAAAGAAGGGUUAUAGAGAGAUUCAAGAAAUCCCUCUUCAGCCAGCAGAGUAACCCUUGUAAUUUGAAAUCUGAAAUCAAAAAGUUAUCUCAGGGAUCUCCAGAACCGAUUGAGCCCAACUUUUUCACAGCAGAUUACCAUUUAUUACAUCAUUCAUCCGGUGGAAACAGCCUGUCCCCAAAUGACCCUACAGGUUUACCAACCAGCUUUGAAUUGGAGGAAGGAAUAACAUAUGAACAGAUGCAGACUGUGAUUGAGGAAGUCCUUGAGGAAAGUGGCUAUUACAAUUUUACAUCUAACAGGUAUCAUUCCUAUCCAUGGGGGACCAAGAAUCACCCAACCAAAAGAUGAAAAUGCUGCAUUUUGAGUGGACUUGAUUUUCUCAGUGAAGUUCAAGUUCUGGACUUCAGCCGCUAUUGCAAGAUGCCCAAGGAUUGGGUGCUGCUAGAGGGUGUGGAAAAGACCAAGAUGCCAUGGGGCCUGCAGGACUUCUUUCUGGGGGUCUUGUGCUGGAGUAUAUGACAGCUGCAGUACUUGAGGGCUUCAUUGCCAGAACACAUUAUAUACAGGAUGUCAGAGCUAUCAGUGUGCUGCUGGGAGAAAAUGCUGCAAAAUUCAUCUUUUGGGGGGUGGAGGGAAAACCCAAAAAUGACAACAAAAAACUCUUUUACAGAAUUUUCCUUAACAUUAAAAAAAAACUUGUCAUAUUUUUCAAAGGCACAUUUGAUACUCAGAAUUGCUAAAAGUAUAUUUAAAGGCAUCUAGCCUUCCAUAUGUAAAAAAUAUUUUAGAUAAAGACAGUUACAGGACUCAGAAUAAUAUAUUGGGUGAUUCACUGUAUCCUCCAUUUUUAUAUUUAAAGAAAUUCAAAAUACAUGAUUGAAUUUUUUUUUUAAAUGGAUGGGUUGGUUAUCGUUUAACCACUUGGGUGCUAGUGGUCUUGAACUGUGAUACAGUGUAGACAGUAUUUGUAACCUUGCACAGCCUCUGGGGGUAACUGUCAAACUGUCAGAUUUAAGUUAGACUAAUAGAUAUAUUGCUGUACAGUGUAUGUAUAUGUUUAUAUAUGAGGGCGGAAGGAGAGAGGUUUUGAUUAGACUAUUGCUUUGCUGCUAAUCAAACUUAUAGUAUUUUUAGAGCACUUUGAAGAGUUUAUAGAAUCUAUGAAAAAAAUGCAAUAUUCCUCAUCCUAACUCCCUCCUUAUUACAAUUACCUAAAUUGUUUAUGAAUUGUUUAGGAAUUUGAAAUGAAAAUAAGUUAAAUCCCUUUUUUACUCAUUGAGGCAGCUCAACAAAAGUGAAAUCAGAAUGCCAAACUGUGUAUCAUCCUUUAUGCAGGGAGAAUUAUGAUGAAAAUCUGCUAGAUUCUCAUUGGGCUUAAACUCUUUCUCUUCAAUCAGCUUCUUAAAACUCUGGUGUAAUGUCAAGAAAUACCCUCAUCGCGAAAUCUGUCUGCACUUCUAGCUACCUAAAGAGCAAUUUAUUCUACAUAAUUAGUAAUCUGAAAGUUGAAAUUAUACUUUUUAUUUACUUUCCAUGGGGUUCUGUCAUAUUUGUUUACGCUGAUUUUUUUUAGUAUGAUUGAAUCGAUUUUAGUUCAAUGUAUUUACAGUGGUUGAAAGACCAUAAACUUCUUUCCAUAUAGUAUGAAAAUCUACACUAUUUUUUAAAUGAGCAUAUUUAAUACUUAAAUUAUAUCCAAAUUCCCUCUAAUCAUGCACUAAUGCUUUUGAAGAUUGUCAAUGGAUCUUUCUUUAAGCCAAAUUAAUAAUUACAGAUACACUGUAAUGUAAGAUAAUAGAUGCAAAUACAGUAAUGAAAAUUUCAGUUUCAGCUUUCAAACUAAUUCUAUCCAUAUGUGAAAUUCAUAAAAUCAAAAUGCUAUGAUAUUGAUUUACCCAGGCAAAAUUUUAUUUCUGUUCCAAGUUAAUUUGAACCUGCACUUAUAAUUCUUUAUAUCUUUCAAUGCAUGGAAGGGGCACAUUUCUUCUUCAUGCAGGAAGCACAGACCUGGAGGGGCACAAAUUCUAAUUGUGCGGUGAGAGUUUGAAAUCAAGUUAUUUCCCAAAUGGUAAUAUAUACUAAACAGAAUUUAGGAAAGAAUAGUAUUCAAAAGGCAUACCGUGGUAAGAGAAGAUAAAUGGUUUACUUGAAGAUGUUUUAAAGUGUGUAUAGUUGGCUUUAUUGACCAGAAAGUGAGCAAAAUAUUUCCAUCUCUCUCUUUUUUUUUUUUUUUUUUUAAGACAGAGUCUCACUCUGUUGCCCAGGCUUGAGCGCGAUGGCGAGAUCUUACAUUACUGCAACCUCCGCCUCCCGGAUUCAAGCAAUUCUCCUGGCUCAGCCUCCCGAGUAGCUGGGAUUACAGGCAUGUGCUACCAUGCCCAGCUAAUUUAUGUAUUUUUAGUAGAGAUGGGGUUUCACCAUGUUGGCCAGGCUGGUCUCAAACUCCUGACCUCAGGUGAUCUGCCCGCCUCGGCCUCCCAAAGUGCUGGGAUUAGAGGCAUGAGCCACUGUGCCCAGCCAUUGCAUGUAACUCUUUUAGGUGAUAGGAAUGGGCAUUUAUUAUGCUAGAAGUUAGUGAAAGUUAAGCAAGCAGAAGCUGUCCUUUUUAACAACAGCUUCACGCCUAUCAACUCUAUGUGGAUAGAUGUAUUGUUUUGCUAAAAGUAUGAAUAUUCUCUAUUUGAAUUCUCCCUAAACUACCACAAUCACGGAGUCUAUAUUUUCCCAUCUCUCUAAGAGAAAGUCAGGCUCGGGCAAAAGCACCAUUUUGUACAUAGAGUCACAUCCCAACAGAGAAGUUAACUUUUCAGAAGCCUUUCUAACGCAAAUAUGGAGCACCUCCCCUCAUGACCAAGAAUGAUCAUUUUGUUUUGAUUCUCCAAACUGUCUAUUAGUGCAAAGGAGUGGUUACAAGAACUUAAUAGACCUCUUAAUCUUUUCUUGAUUGCAUUUAUAUAUUUUUUCCCUUUCUCUUGUAUAAUUUUUAAUGAUUUGUUGUGCAAUGAAAUCCCUAUGAAUGCACCUAAUUUCUGUAACUGAAUAUUUAUAUGGAAUAGAAUAUGAAUCAAUCUUUUCAGAUUACUUUUGAAACACAAAUACUCCCAUCAAUUAUGUUUCGACCCACCAGCUCUUUCUGAAUUAUGUGUACUUGAAACCUUAAUUUGCUUUUUAAAAGCAAAAUGUUUCAUUCUCAGGGAAGUGACUGCAGCAGGAAUAUUUGCUUGCUUGUUGUUAACUUUAUCUUCCUCCAGGCAUGUAGUCUUCAAAUGGAGUCUUCAAGGGAAUAGUAACAUGGACACUUGGACCCACUGCUUGUGGAUGAAUUUCAGAAACCUAGAGAAAUGCUGCUUGUUUAUUGUGGACGUUUGUGUGGCAUUAGGCAGUGUUCACAGAAUGUUUAGGCAUUCUAAAGCAGAACACAAUUAAGAAACACUGUUAGGAAAUUUACUCAAAUGAUAUAAUUGAUUAAGAGUUAAGGUCUUCCUAUAAGUAUCAUCUAUGACUCAUUAAAUACUAUGAAUUUUGAUGUCCAAAAACAAAUACAGGACUGGUUAUGUACAAUUCCAGAAAUAUCAUUAAUUAAUCACCACUCAUUUGUAAGAUGUGUGAAGACUGUAAUAUUGGCUAGUGAAUUUUAUCAGUAUUAAUAUGCAUAGAACCCACAUUCCUCUUUUUGAUUUGAUGUAUUAUAACAUGUAUGUAUUGCUAUUUUUCUCUUUUUUUGAAGUGGUGAGGAAUCAUGCACAGUCAAUAUGCUGGGUUCCUUUAGAAAUGACUUUAGCUUCUGUCUGAAGGCAGGAAAAACUUCUUUUUAAGGAACUUUCAUCAUUGCCUUUUACUUUUUCUAUGAUGGUUUUUCAUGAGCACUGAAAUCACUUGGAGAGGCAAUGCAAAGAAAUCUAUCUGAAACAGCUUCUUGGCACCCUGGAGUUAGAGCUAUCAAGGGCUCCAACGUAAGGGAAGCUUAAUGCUUCUGAAUAUUGACAUUGACUCCUUGGGUGAAAUUCUGUCCAAAUAUAAAAUUCUUCAUGUUCAACAAUUAAAUGUAAAUAAAUGAAUUUCAUAUAUACUUAUAUGAUAUCUUUGAGAUUAUAUUAAUUAUCCUUUUGUGGGAAUUGACAGCUUUGGGUAGAUUAUUUUUUCAGUUGAAAUGUGUUGCUAACAAUAUGCUUACCCUUGAAUGCUGUUUUUCAUAUUGAUAGGAAGACACAAAUUUCCCAGGGAAACAACUUUGUGAUAAAGGAGUUCUUAUGUGUGUCAUUACAGUAAAUUGCAUAUUGUAAAUAUGACUGUUGUGGUUGAUUAUACUCCUGCUGUGAUGUUGUUUUGAGAUUUGCAAGAGGGACAGGAAAGAUUUUAUGAGUUUCAUGGGGUGUCUGAUGGAUAUUGCCAAUUUACAUAUUUUUUGAGUUCAUGGGCAAUAGUUGUUUUUAAAAAUGAAGAUCACAUACCCUAAAAUCACAGCUGCAUACUUGCUAUGUGAGGUAUACUAGAUGCUUUAUUGCAUGUAUGUAACAAUUGUCUAAUAAUAUAAAAAAUUUAAGAUACAGUUCUUUGCUUUAUCCUAAAAGUAAAUGAACUGUAGUCUUAAUUCAAAACUGAAUGUUAUUCCUCAAAACAUGAGAAACUGCCUUUUUCUCUCCUUUCCUUUUGUACUGUGAAGAUUUGCACUGGCCCCAGCUACUGUAUUUAGCGAUAACAGAAGUAUGUGACUGUUUAAAUGCUGUCAUUUGGAAAUAGCUUACCUUUCUUUCUCCUGAACAAAGAUAGAAUUUUGUCUUUAUGUAUGGAGGAUUAUGGCUGACUGUCAUUUUGACAAUCAACAAAUCCAGAUGGAUACUUGGAAUUGAUAUGGUGUGUUCACAAAUGAAAAAUUAGCUGAAGUUUUUGCAAACAUGUGAAAAACUGGUCCCAUAAAACAUGCAGAGAGAAGUUUGUGCCAGAAAUAACAAACCAAGAGGAACAACUGCUUUAAGGCCUUAGCACCUUUAAGGCAGACUGUGAAGGUCACUUACAAAAUGAUAUUCUUAACCCAUGAUUUAGCUCUGCAUUUCAAGUGCCAUUUGAGUCAAUAUACUGAAAUAGAAUAUAAAGCUUGUAAAUGGCUAUUAAAUUUUAGCUAAAACUCUUGCCCUCCAUAUUCUGUGUGUUUGCCUCAUACUGCAGUGAAUUUUGGAGGAAAUGGAGCUGGUUUAGGGAUACUUCAUGUCAUAACAAAACACAUGAAGUAUUUACAUGAACCUAACCUUACUUUGAGGGAGGUUAAUAAGUAUAAGUACUCAGAAGGGAAACCUUGACUUGCUAAAGAUUAAGGAUAGAUCUUUCAUGGAGGUGGAACAAUCUUCAAAUAGAAAUUAUGUUUUGAGAAGUUGGAGAGCAAAAAGAAGGCAAGAAAUUCCCUAGUGCCUGGGUUGCCCAGCAGGCUGCCCACUAGGGGGUGAGCAAUGGCAAAGGGUAGCUCCAGAACCUUCAGUGAUUCCUGCUGUUGGGUUUCCCAGAAGCAGCUGACCAGAUGCUUCCCCAGCAUGCAGCUAUUGUUGGACUUUUAGCCAGGCACCGUCACCAACAAGUUGACCACCCAGAACAGUAGCAAAAGGUCCCAAAGUCUCUUCAUAACCUGCUGGCUGGUGGAAUCCGUAGGACAGGGUCCCUAGGAGGCAUUCCAAAGACAUUAGACUCCUCAAAGAAGCAGUUUUAUCUGCCAUUAAGUGAGUGUGAUUCUGCCCCAGGGGUUAUGUUCCCCAUCUUUCAUCCAUGGGCUCAGGCCCAUUUUGUCUGACAGUGCAAAUUUUACAAGAAGUAUAUGUGAGAUGUAAAUGGGUAAGUGCAGGCAGAUUUGAAUAUACUUGUAUGAGUUAAAUUAGAAAAGAAACAUUGCAAGCAAUUUUAGUUGUUUGCAAGCAAACCAGUUGAUAAUCAGGCUGCAGAAAGAUUCUAUUAUUUCACUCUUCCAAACUGAAAAACAAAAAUUACUUGAAAAAUUUUUGGGUGCAUUUUGCUUACUCACAUUUAGUGGGUCAAAACAAAAACUAUAGUGCUUCCUGUAUUCUAUCGUUCACAGUGGUGACUUUGUGAGGAUAAAAAAGAACAGAGCUGUCCUCUGAAAGGAAGAGAAACCCCUAAUCUCAUGUUUCCCAGAGCUUCUAUUUUUUAGACAGCCCAGGAUCCAAGACGAAGGCCUGUGCCCACAGAAGCAAAAAUACCUGCAAUGUGCUUUUUUUUUCCUAUUAGCCUCUAACAUAGUAUCUUUUUGUUGUUGUUGUUCUAGCACCCCUCCUAUGCGGGUCUCUCCCCUGACACCUCUUCCCCUCCCACUAUUCCUAUCCAAGGAACAAACAAGGUUUCCUGCACAGAGCUGUGUUAUUAGAGGGAAUGAAUGUUCCAUAGUUAUUUAAUGGUGUGCCAUGUGGAAGACAGAGGGAAGUACUUCUCUGUAUGUGAUUUCUAUCUUUCUAAAACCUCUGCAACACUUCCUUCAUGAGCACACCUACUCUAGAAUGACCUCGAAGUCAGAGAUCCUCAAGAGAAGAAGAAAGAAAUGAUUCUGUAAAAGAUUUAUAUAAGAUAUGCAAGCAGCUUUUAUUUUUGCUAUGAUUAAAUAUGCCCUGUAAAAUGCUAAAAUAAUUUUAAAAGUUAUUUUCAAUUUUAUUGGAAAAUGAUUUCUCUUUUAUUGAGAAUUUACAGUAAAUGAUCAUCUCUUUUCUCUCA
Molecule: messenger RNA, 10230 nt
Organism: Pongo pygmaeus (Bornean orangutan)
Lineage: Eukaryota; Metazoa; Chordata; Mammalia; Primates; Hominidae
Gene: NEK10
Product: NIMA related kinase 10
Exons: 38
Coding region: 379-3870 (1163 amino acids)
Biological process (GO): protein phosphorylation; regulation of cell cycle G2/M phase transition; positive regulation of MAP kinase activity
Molecular function (GO): ATP binding; protein serine/threonine kinase activity
Source: RefSeq, a predicted model, not a curated record